Capronia epimyces CBS 606.96 is the source of this 471-nucleotide messenger RNA. RefSeq lists its product as uncharacterized. The record is from RefSeq and is a predicted model, not a curated record. NCBI's taxonomy places the organism in Eukaryota, Fungi, Ascomycota, Eurotiomycetes, Chaetothyriales, Herpotrichiellaceae. The transcript is spliced from 6 exons. Gene Ontology annotation, cellular component: cytosol. Bases 1 to 471 code for a protein of 156 amino acids. Gene Ontology annotation, molecular function: deaminase activity.
AUGGGAAAUCAACUUGGAGAGCCGGAAUAUGUUUCUGCACAAGGGGUGCAACUGUACAGUCCACCAUGGUGUUACAAACCCACGGGGACUUGGUCGAUGAUGAGCAAGCGAGGGAACACCCUCUAUAUAUCUGGAUUACGCGGCAUCUGUCCCGAAACAUCAGAACUGGUACCGAUUGUGGCCACGGACGAGGAUGAAGGCCCUUCGAGGGAGUCACCAGCGUACCCUCGUGUAUUGAAAGCCUUCCAAAACAUGCAGAUGAUCAUCGAAGCCGCCGGAGCAUCGCUUGGCGACUGUCUUCGCCUCGUAGUAUACACUACUGACAUGCCCAAAUAUCGGCCGUUGGUGAACGAGGCACAGAAAGAGAUCUGGGGCGAUGUGCCUUUCCCACCUCGCUCGAUUGUAGAAGUCUCCAGAUUGAACCAAGACGAUAUUGUCGAGGUGGAGAGUACUUUUGCAAUUCCUGCUUAG